Bradysia coprophila is the source of this 1398-nucleotide messenger RNA. It is a transcript of the gene hzg, whose product is annotated as CTD small phosphatase herzog. The record is from RefSeq and is a predicted model, not a curated record. Gene Ontology annotation, molecular function: RNA polymerase II CTD heptapeptide repeat phosphatase activity. Lineage: Eukaryota; Metazoa; Arthropoda; Insecta; Diptera; Sciaridae.
GACACACACGAGUGCACAUUCGUCUCUUCGUUCAUUUUUAUUCUACGAAAUAUGGACGAGUGAGUGACAACUAAACUUUUAAUUUCAUUCGUAAUUCAAUCGUCAUUGAUGCUCUAUUUUUUUGAUGUUUUACUUAUUGUGUGAAAAUAACAUUCAAUUCCACGACAGAAAGUUUGCUGGGGCGCUUAGCUCGCGAGUUUGAGAAUUAAAAUCAGUCCGGCAGCACCAAGAAAAUUAUUUACGUUUUUUGUGAACUGUGUGUUUAUCAUGAAAUUGUUCAUGUGCAAUGUUCCAACUAAAAAAAAAAAUUUUGUUUGAUAUUGUGAUGUGAUCACAAAAUUGAAAUUUUUAAAACCAACAACAAAUAUUCACCGAAAGGAAUACGGUGUGUCGACUAAUUGGAUUGUUUUUGUGGUGGAUUAAAGCAAAAGGUUUAUGUGGUGUACGAGCCUUGUGGAUAAUAAUUAUUUUACAUCAUCUCAGCGUCAACAAAUGUUAUGGACGCAACAUCAAUCAUUACAAGUGUUUCGCCCGAUGACGAACAAUUGAAUGUUUGCCCCGAUAAAGAUGACGUUGAAAGUCUGAAAUCACCACAACGGGGAAUAAUUCAAUCGAUAUUCUGUUGUUGGCGACGGAAUCGAACAAAAACAACACAAAAUGGUUUGCCAGUAUUUAACAGUGGCCAAUCGGUGUCAACAUUGCAGGGUCGACACCGACACCUGUUACCGCAGAUACGACAUCAAGAUAUGCAUAAGAAGUGUAUGGUAAUAGAUUUGGACGAAACAUUAGUGCAUAGUAGUUUUAAGCCAAUUGCAAACGCUGAUUUUAUAGUACCCGUAGAAAUUGAUGGUACAGUUCAUCAGGUGUACGUACUGAAGCGACCCCAUGUCGACGAAUUUUUGAAAAAAAUGGGUGAACUGUACGAAUGUGUACUGUUCACCGCUUCGUUAGCCAAAUAUGCAGAUCCUGUAGCCGAUUUGUUAGAUAAGUGGAAUGUAUUUAGAGCCAGACUUUUUAGAGAAUCAUGUGUUUAUCAUAGAGGGAAUUACGUUAAAGAUUUAAAUAAACUCGGUAGAGAUUUACAGAAAAUAGUUAUCGUUGAUAAUUCGCCAGCGAGCUACAUAUUCCAUCCAGAUAAUGCUGUACCCGUAAAAUCCUGGUUUGACGAUACCACUGACUCCGAACUGCUGGAUUUGAUUCCAUUAUUCGAAAAGUUAAGCAAAGUAGACUCAGUAUAUAGCGUUUUAUGUAAUUCAAAUCAACCAAUUCAACAAACCGGAAGUCCGCCCAAUCUAAACGAUAUCGAUAACACGUAACAGUGGGAAUCCUACAUAAUUUACAUUAAUUAAGAUUUUGAAACAUACAUAUAAAUAAUUGAAUUUGAAUUAUCAAAUGGAA